AUGGAUGGCGUGGCUCUCGAAUUUACCAAAGAGAUAAAGUUGCUCGGCGUCAUGAUAGAUGAAAAGCUCCUAUUUAGAUCACAUGUACGGUACAUCACAGCUAAGGCGAUGCGCAUAUUCCAACGCCUGUGUCUAUUCACAAGACCUACCUGGGGCGCUCACCCAGAAAAUGUAAGCAUCAUUUAUCACGGCGUGAUUGAGCCUAUUAUAACAUACGCGGCAGGCAUUUGGGGACAUGCCGCUAGUAAAAAAUGCAAUCGCCGGACACUUGAGAGCACGCAAAGAGGUUUCGCUCUUAAGGCAAUACGAGGGUUUCGAACUGUAUCCACGGUAGCUGCACUUGCACUGGCACAGUUCACCCCGCUGGAUCUCAAAGUACUGGAGGUGGCCAAAGUGGAACGCACGCGAUUGCUUGGCACAACUGACUUCCUCCCUGAUGAUGUGCAGCUUGAGAAACCAACUCCUGUUCACAAACUACUUCACCCAGCGUCCAGAGUCACCAUCCCUCUUCAUUUGGCUACCAACCAGGAAGAGGCCGACUCUUACGUGAGAUCCAACACAGUGACUAUAUAUACUGAUGGCAGUAAAAAGGAGAAUGGAAAGGUCGGAGCGGCUUUCAUAUGCUGUAAUCCUGAGGUCUCCUGCCCUGUGGUGAGAAAAAAGUACAAGUUACACUCAAGUUGCAGCGUAUUUCAAGCUGAAUUAUAUGCACUAGCCCGAGCUUGUGAAUGGACAAUUGCUCAUCGAUAUCCACACACGGUUAUAUAUACCGAUUCGCUGUCAGCAGUCAAAGCCAUACAAAACCGAAGUAAUACGCACCCGAUCGUCACCAACAUCCAAAGCGCUCUGCACCAAACCGACAACCCCAUUAAUGUCGUCUGGGUUAGAAGCCAUGUGGGUAUCGCGGGCAAUGAGGCUGCAGAUGUGGCGGCUGGUGAGGCUAGUCUCCUGCAUAAGGCUCCGGACUAUGACAAAUUCCCCCUGACGUACGCCAAGUCCCACUAUAAGCGGGAAAGUCGCAUCGCAUGGGAGAAACGGUACACAUCUGCUGAACAAGGCGCUUACACUAGAAAACUCCUCCCACAACUUGAUAAUAUACAAAACCUUUUUUCAGUAAUAGCACGCUCGUUCCAUCUCACUCAGAUACUCACUGGACAUGGAUAUAAUAAAAGCAACCUCAGGCGUUUUCACAUCACGGACAAUGCCAAUUGCCCGUGUGACGGCACCAGUGAGCAAACGUUUAACCACUUACUCAAAAGCUGCCCCAUAUUCUGCAGGGCUAGGCUGCUAUAUGAACAAACAUGCCAAUUAUAUGGAGUAGACUCCCCUUACGAGCUAACUGUUAUUCUACAGAAACCGGAAACUCUGAACUCAUUCGACCAAUUGGCAAAGAAAAUUGUACAUAGUCUCAAACGAAUAAAUGGCACUUAA
Galleria mellonella (greater wax moth) is the source of this 1431-nucleotide messenger RNA. RefSeq lists its product as uncharacterized. The record is from RefSeq and is a predicted model, not a curated record. NCBI's taxonomy places the organism in Eukaryota, Metazoa, Arthropoda, Insecta, Lepidoptera, Pyralidae. Gene Ontology annotation, biological process: DNA replication, removal of RNA primer. The coding region runs from base 1 to 1431 and encodes 476 amino acids. The transcript has a single exon. Gene Ontology annotation, molecular function: RNA-DNA hybrid ribonuclease activity; nucleic acid binding.